GACUACAACAUUCAGAUGUAUCCAUUACCAUGGAUCGACUCACUUCCUGAAACUCCAGUUCUUGUCAAAAUUCACAUGACCCAUGUUCUCAAACUACAGGUCCGAACUCCUCAAGGCAAUAUCAAUACCAAUUAUCCCACAUUCACUGCUCCAGAUUUUCAAGAUUCCUUCACCAUUCCUUAUCACUUUCUCUCCUCCAUCGCUUCUUCCGAAUUCUAUAUUUUCCACCGACUCUACGACAUGGGAUUCGAUCGUAGUUUAUGCGAUCUCCUGAAGCAGCAUAUCAUCGAUUCCGUAUUCGAUCUUGAUAGGUUGCGAUUUGGGAACCAUAGUGGGAUUCAAGUCACUGCUCGGUUCAAACUCACCACCACAACGACUUACGAUCAGAUGGUCUCUACGUUGGCAGAGGAGGUGGUGAUUAUGGAGGAUGGUGGUGGGUCUGUACAGAGGAGGAGGGGAGCUUCGAAAGCCACUAUUGAUGGGCUGAAGAAAGUGGUGGUGUUCAAUGGUGGAGUAGAUGACGAAAAGUUCAGGACUUGUGCUGUUUGUUUGGAGGAGUUUGGGGAGCAAACAGAGGUUACUUCCAUGCCCUGUUCUCAUGUUUUUCAUCAUGGUUGCAUUGUGCCAUGGUUGAAAUCACAUAAUUCUUGUCCGAUGUGCCGAUAUGAAAUUCCAGAUGUAUAAUUAUUAGGAUAUUCAUAUAUUUUUACGUUGUAAACAAAAAAAUAGAUAAUUUUGAUAGAUUUUUGCAAAAUUUUAUA
Messenger RNA from Camellia sinensis, 761 nucleotides. NCBI's taxonomy places the organism in Eukaryota, Viridiplantae, Streptophyta, Magnoliopsida, Ericales, Theaceae. The record is from RefSeq and is a predicted model, not a curated record.